This is a messenger RNA of Orcinus orca (killer whale), 8442 nucleotides long. It is a transcript of the gene DMGDH, whose product is annotated as dimethylglycine dehydrogenase. NCBI's taxonomy places the organism in Eukaryota, Metazoa, Chordata, Mammalia, Artiodactyla, Delphinidae. The transcript is spliced from 16 exons. Gene Ontology annotation, cellular component: mitochondrion. The record is from RefSeq and is a predicted model, not a curated record. The coding region runs from base 126 to 2726 and encodes 866 amino acids. Gene Ontology annotation, molecular function: oxidoreductase activity; protein binding.
GAGCCAGAAGCCCGCCCCUCGCCGGGGGGAGGGUCCCACCGCCCCCCACCGCCCCCCACCGCCCCUGCUGUCUGCUGGCUUGGGAGUAGGUGCCUGCGCCCUCGCCCUAUGGCCUCGACCUCGGCAUGUUCUCCCUGGGCGCGCUGCGGCUGCGGGGCUUCCCGCUGCGGGGCUCCCCCGGCCGCCUACUUUCCGUCUGCGGCCGCGAAGGAGAAGAAAACCCACCCUCACCUGCAGAAACAAGAUGGAAAGACAGGGCAGAAACAGUGAUAAUUGGAGGUGGCUGCGUUGGUGUGAGUCUGGCUUAUCACUUGGCCAAAGCAGGCAUGAAAGAUGUGGUCCUCCUGGAGAAAUCGGAGCUCACUGCUGGAUCUACCUGGCACGCAGCAGGUUUAACAACUUACUUUCAUCCUGGAAUAAACUUAAAGAAAAUACAUUAUGAUAGCAUCAAACUUUAUGAGAAACUGGAAGAAGAAACCGGACAGGUGGUGGGAUUCCAUCAGCCAGGUAGUAUCAGAAUUGCUACAACUCCUGUAAGGGUAGAUGAAUUUAAAUAUCAAAUGACUCGGACUGGCUGGCAUGCAACGGAACAGUAUAUUAUUGAACCUGAAAAAAUACAAGAGAUGUUUCCUUUACUCAACAUGAAUAAGAUUUUAGCUGGACUGUAUAAUCCUGGAGAUGGUCACAUUGAUCCUUAUUCUCUAACUAUGGCCCUGGCUGCUGGGGCUAGGAAAUAUGGUGCCCUUUUAAAAUAUCCUGCACCAGUGACUUCUUUGAAACCCAAGUCAGAUGGAACAUGGGAUGUUGAAACACCACAGGGAUCUAUGAGAGCAAAUAGAAUUGUGAAUGCUGCAGGGUUUUGGGCUCGUGAAGUAGGUAAGAUGAUUGGACUAGAACAUCCCCUCAUUCCAGUUCAGCAUCAGUAUGUUGUCACAUCGACCAUCCCUGAAGUGAAAGCUUUAAAGCGAGAACUCCCGGUGCUCCGUGACCUGGAAGGAUCUUAUUACCUCCGACAGGAAAGGGAUGGGCUUUUGUUUGGUCCAUAUGAAAGUCAAGAGAAAAUGAAAGUUCAGGACUCAUGGGUCACCAAUGGAGUUCCUCCAGGGUUUGGAAAGGAGCUCUUUGAGUCUGAUCUAGACCGAAUCAUGGAACACGUCGAGGCUGCCAUGGAAAUGGUUCCAGUCUUGAAGAAGGCUGACAUCAUCAAUAUUGUCAAUGGUCCUAUCACCUAUUCUCCUGACAUUCUGCCUAUGGUAGGGCCCCAUCAGGGGGUCAGAAACUACUGGGUGGCUAUAGGCUUUGGGUAUGGCAUAAUCCAUGCUGGUGGGGUAGGGAAAUAUCUCAGUGACUGGAUCCUGCACGGAGAGCCUCCUUUUGAUCUGAUAGAAUUGGAUCCCAAUCGCUAUGGCAAGUGGACAACAACUCAGUUCACCGAGGCCAAAGCAAGAGAGUCGUAUGGAUUCAACAAUAUUGUUGGUUACCCUAAAGAAGAACGGUUUGCCGGGAGGCCAACUCAGCGAGUCAGUGGGCUUUAUAAAACCCUGGAGUCCAAGUGUUCCAUGGGGUUCCAUGCAGGCUGGGAGCAGCCACACUGGUUCUAUCAACCAGGCCAGGACACUGGGUACAGGCCAAGUUUUCGCCGCACAAACUGGUUUGAUCCUGUGGGCUCUGAGUAUAAACAGGUUAUGCAAAGAGUAGGGGUGAUUGACCUGUCACCAUUUGGCAAGUUUAACAUCAAAGGUCAAGACUCCAUUAGAUUGUUGGACCACCUCUUUGCAAAUGUCAUUCCCAAGGUGGGUUUUACAAAUAUAAGUCACAUGUUAACACCAAAAGGUCAAGUAUAUGCUGAGUUGACAGUUUCUCACCAGUCUCCUGGGGAGUUUCUAUUAAUAACUGGUUCUGGAUCAGAACUUCAUGAUCUUAGAUGGAUUGAAGAAGAGGCUGUCAAAGGUGGAUAUGAUGUUGAAAUUAAAAACAUAACCGAUGAGCUUGGAGUCCUUGGCAUCGCAGGGCCACAUGCAAGAAAGGUCCUUCAGAAACUGACCUCUGAAGAUCUUAGUGAUGGUGUUUUCAAGUUUCUUCAGACCAAGUCUUUAAAGGUUUCCAACAUUCCUGUCACUGCUAUCAGGAUAUCUUAUACUGGUGAGCUGGGUUGGGAGCUGUACCACAGACGAGAAGAUUCUGCGGCACUUUAUGACGUUAUCAUGAAUGCAGGCCAGGAAGAGGGAAUUGACAAUUUUGGAACCUAUGCCAUGAAUGCCUUAAGACUGGAGAAAGCUUUCAGAGCCUGGGGGUCAGAGAUGAACUGUGAUACAAAUCCCCUGGAAGCGGGACUGGGAUAUUUUGUAAAGCUAAAUAAGCCAGCAGACUUCAUAGGAAAGCAAGCACUGAAACAGAUUAAAGCCAAGGGGCUGAAACGGAGACUGGUCUGCCUCACCUUGGCAACGGACGAUGUUGAUCCGGAGGGAAAUGAAAGCAUCUGGUGUGGUGGCAAGGGUCUUGUUUUUCAGGUGGUUGGCAACACGACCUCCGGAAGCUACAGUUACAGCAUCCAGAAGAGUCUGGCUUUCGCGUAUGUCCCUGUAGAGCUAAGUAAAGUGGGACAACAAGUGGAAGUUGAAUUAUUAGGCAAAAAUUACUCAGCAACCGUCAUACAAGAACCCUUGGUGUUGACGGAACCAAUCAGAAACAAGCUUCAGAAAAAAGGUGGAAAGGACAAAAUUUGAAAAGACUUUGAGAAGGCAACUGAAUUAUGGUUGCUAUGUGAUUGUAUUGAAAAUGAUAACUGAUUUGCUGGGGAAUAGGGGAAACCAAAAAUUUAUUUCAAAAUCAUCAGAAUCUUAAAACCAUUCUCUUGUUUCCUAAGCAAUAUAGAAUAAUGGAUGAGUGAUUUACAUUGUUCUUUCAGAUGAAGAAAUUUGAAGCUAAUGUUUUUACUAUUCUAUAUUGUUGUUUACGAAACUCGGCAAAACAUUUAAGUGUUUGCUAACAUACCAUCAUUAUUACAACUGAAGUAGAAAACAUUAUAUAAUUUUAGAAACAUUUGUAUGUGGUUCUUGUUAGCUGAAAACAAAUUAUGUUUUGUUUUGUUUUUUUUACAAAUUAUGUUUUACAUAAAGACAAAAGCAGUAUUGUUGAUGGAUUUACUUCAUUGAAAAAUACUAGUUGAAUAAGGGAUCAUUUUAAUUUUUCAUAAUAUAUCUAGGAAGAAAAUAGUAAAAUUUAAUAUUGGUAUAUGUAACAUUUUUAUUCAAUUCCUUGAAAUAUUUACUUUCUUAAUGUCUUCCCUGAAAGCAGUUUUAUGGGAUGUCAUUAUUGUCCUUUCAAAGGUUGUUUUAGAAGAGAAAUUGCAAAAGAGGACAGUCUUCCAAAGGAAACGGUACUUGUAAACCUUCUGAGAUGAAGCCGAAACAUAAAUUGUGCCAGUACAAACACAGUCUGAAUACUGAACACCUCUCUUUGGGAAAGAAUUAAUGCAAGUUGACAUCACAUUGUGCCGUUCUGAAUAUCAUUUCACAAACAUUUGACAAAGCAGGUCAAACAAGAGCUUUAAAAGCUGACAGGAUUGCCCUUAACAUUGUGUACAGCAAGGAAAAAAAGCCAUUUAGAAAUUAUUCUUUGAUGUACCUCUUGAAAUUAUUUGGGUUUAGUUGACAGAAUAAAUCAAAUUUUUCAUAAAAGGUAGUUUGUCAUUUAUCAUUUGUUCUACACACACACUUGCUGCCUAGGAAAAGUUCAGUAAAUAGGUAUUAAAGAAGCUGAAUGUGAAGCAUAAUAAGAUUCUAUAGUUAGAGUAGAUUUUAAAAUAAUGUCUUAACUUGUAAGUUUUGAAAACAUGCCAAAUUUACAUUUAAAUGUUUUAUAAAAGUAAUCAUGUAUCAGCACUCUUCAGCAUGCCAUUCAUUUAUCUUUGGUAUCUCCUCUUACAUGAGAAAUGAAGGAAAUCUUUUUGGUAACAAACAUUUGCUAAUUAUUAAGAAUGUUAUCCAGACCCUCUCUCCCAGUUCUGGUAUAGGGUAUAGGUGCUUUUCAUUCUCCGCCUCUCUGUAGCCCAAUUGUUAAUUGUGUUAAAACUAAUGAAAGAAUUGAGAAAAUAUAAUGCUACAUCAGUGGCACAAUUUACUAGUUACCUAAGUUGUAACUUUUCAGUAACUAGUUACUGGAAAAUUAUUUACAUAAAAUAUUAUUAUAGCAGACUCUAAUCAAAGGAACAGUACUCAGAACUUGUGGAGAAGGCAAUUGACAAUGCAAAAACAAAUCUAAAGAAAUGGUCAUUUAUUUUAAAAAGUCAAAUUUUAAAGAAUGCCAGGAGAAACAACAAAAGAUGCUGAUCUUACAUUGCUAGAAGAAAUCAGUAAAGCAGUAUUUGAAUGCCUUCAUCUUUUUCACCAAUAAUUGGGCACUUGUUCUAAAGCAAUAGAUCAAAUAACGUCAGAGUUUGUUACCAUUCAGCCACUUUCUCUGAUUUUUAGCAGAUGAAGAAAAACUUCAGAAGUUUUUACUGUAUGUAAUAGAAAUGUAUGAUGAAUUUUCUGAUGAAGAUAUUUUAGUGGAAACUUUUUAACUAUAGACAUGUUUGAAAGCCACUAUAAUUGUUCCCAAAGAACCAAAGGCAGUAUUGCAAUUCCUGCAGUUUGUUGUGAAAGAUUUUUAUGAAUUUCUGCCAAACUUGUCAUUAUGUUAAAGUCCUUUCCUAGUUGUUUUUACAUCUGUUGCUCAGGUAAAAGAAACUUUUGAAAUUAAAAGCUUAAAAAAUGUUCUUCUAUCAACUUUGUGCAAAGAUAACUGGAUAAAUCUGCCUAUACUGUCUGGUAAAUAUUAAUAUGCAAAGAAAAAAUUCAGUGAAGUCACUGCAAAGCUUAAAAACAGAAAAGGUUUAUUAUUCACAGGCAACAGACCACUUUAUUACAAUAGACCAAUUUGUGGGUAUAAAUAUUUUCCUUUUUCAAAACUACUUAAUAUAAUUUAAAAAUAUUAACCCCUUGCUUUUUCAUACUAUAACAUUUAUUUUAUUUCUAUUUUUCUUAUUUAUUACUGGCAUGACUAUAUAUUCAAAGUUAAUAGAAACUUGUCACUCUUUGCAUUUCUUUUCUGGUUGUUAUUUCAUUUUGCAAUUAUUACUAAAAAUAAUUGUGUCAUGUAAAAGGGGCAGAGAAUCAUUAAAAAAUGGUCAUCCAGGGUGGCUUCUUCGCUCACAAGUCUGGCACCUCACUAAGGUUGAUGGCAACACCUGGGGCUGGCAGGGCACCUCUCUCCAUGUGGCCUCACUGUGUGACUAACUUGCCAGGUAGUUCAGAGGAGGGAACUUAACAUGGAGAACCAGCGAGGGAUGCCAGCUGCCAAGCUGACACUAGGACCAUACAGGGAGGGGCUGCUAGUGGGAGCAGGAACCAUAGAAGAGAUGUAUCCACACCGGUGAAGAUGCUGCCCGAAGCAGACAGAAGGGAAGAAACACCCUGGCUUGUUUCUUCCUUCCACCUUCCAGUCUCUCACAAGUGCCUCCCACUGGAUGAACCUAGCUGGGAGCCUGGGAUAUGUAGUUUGUAGGGUUUGGCCCACCUGUGAUACAGAGCAGAGAAAAGAAAGAUCAUGAAAUGGAUCGCAUCGCAAAGGACAAUGACUGGCAUACAACACCAGCGUUCUGUUCAGCCCUGGCCAAAGGGUCAAGAGGUGCAAACAUGGCUACUAGCAUGGAAGGAGGUUGUGGGAUGGGCUAACACAUUUAAAAGGGCUACUUACAUUAUAAUUUUUAAAAAGCAUGGUGUAUGGACUUCCCUGAUGGCACAGUGAUUAAGAAUCCACCUGCCAAUGCAGGGGACAUGAGUUCGAGCCCUGGUCCGGGAAGAUCCCACAUGCCGUGGAGCAACUAAGCCCGUGUGCCACAACUACUGAGCCUGCGCUCUAGAGCCCGCGAGCCACAGCUACUGAGCCCACGUGCCACAACUACUGAAGCCUGCACGCCUAGAGCCCGUGCUCUGCAACAAGAGAAGCCACUGCAAUGAGAAGCCUGUGCACCGGAAUGAAGAGUAGCCCCCGCUUGCCACAACUAGAGAAAGCCCGCACGCAGCAAUGAAGACCCAACACAGCCAAAAAAAUAAAUAAUAAAUAAAUUUUUUUAAAAAGCAUGGUGUAUUACAAUACACAACGUGCUAUUAUUUAGGUUCAAAUUGGAAAAAAUGUGAACAUUUAAAUUGCAUUUAUAUAUUAUAGACUAUCUCUGGAAGAGUAACACUAGUAUUUCUGGGGAGGGGUUGAAAUUUACUUUUCACUGUAUGCCUUUUUAGAUUUAUUUAAAUUAUGUACAUGUUUCACUUUUUAAAAGACCAUAUAUAGUGCUUUCUUACCUAGUAAAAGUAGGUUCUUAUUUUUUGGUCAUAUAAUGUGACCCUCUAUUUUUUAAUAUUCACAUUGGUUUGAGAUAUUUAAGGAUGGCUGGAAAGAGUUGGCUUAGAACCGCUUAAGAAAUUGGUAUACAAUAUAAAAAAAUUCAAUACAGAUAAAGUGAAUGCAAUUCAGUUGUUGUAUAUAAUAAAUAUUGUGUGAACACUAAGGCUCAGGCUGGGUGAAAGCUGAGGCUAAGGAAAAAAGAUACAAGACAAAAUGCAAUACCAGCAUCCUGUUUCUUGAUCAGGAUGGUGGUUACAUGAGUCUGUUCACUUUGUGAGAAUUCAUUGACCUAUGUACACUUCUGUGCACUGUCUUAAGCACACAGAAAAUGCUAUGUCAAAAUCUUUUUUAUACAAAUGGUAGUAUUUUCCACUAUCUACUCUCAUCUAGUUGGUUUUGAGGAGGUAGGAGGUGAUAAGCAACGGGCAAGAUGAGGGGAUCAAAGGAGUUUCGAGUUGGCCAUAGCUGUUUUUAGCCAGACUCUCAAUUUCAGAAAUAGGGAGAAUUUUCAGAGCUAAAAGAAAUCUUUCUUCUUUUUUUAAAUUGAUCCUUUUCCUCUCAAUACACACACGUACACUAACACACAAAACAAAACAAACAAUAAACUGAAGGUGCUUCUUAGAGAAAAUUACCUUCCUAUGUGCUUGGAGACUUGAUGAUUCUUAAUGCCUUGGCAGUAGUUAGCACUGAUAGCAGUUAAUGCAUAUAACUGAUGCAUGUAACUACUGCCAACUUAUACACUCAUCUCUAAGUCCAGUAUGUGACCUUACAAGCCUUUAAGAAGACUCUCACCCCCUCACUUAGAUAUGGUAGAAACAAACCCAUCCCAGAUCAAUUUUCAAAACUAAAUAUAUUUUGAAACUAAUUUAAUAGCUGACAUCUAAAAUAACAAAGUAUGGCUAUUCUUUCUGAUAUUCAAGUCUAUCUCCUUCUGGACUAUUCAAGGUAGUAUGGGGCAAUGAGUAACACCAACCACAAUUAACCACAUUUCGUUAGUAAACUUUAGUUUUUCUCUCUGAAGAAAGACCUCUUGCCAUUCUUAUCUCUACCCCAACGGUUAAACCUUUAGAGAUAACAUAUUUAAAAUGUUUAGCCUUUGUAUACAAAGUUUAUCAUAUUCAAAGGCACUGAAACCAAACAGGUUGAGACAAGCAUUGAAACACAGGUAUCAUGACUUCUGAGCAUAGCUUAUAGCCAGUUAGCACCAUGACAAGAACCUGAGUCUCUGCAAACCAGAGAAAUAAAGAAGUACAACAAAAGCAUCUAUGAUUUUCUCAGUGUAUGGCCUUCGGGCUUUACAACCAUGUUCACUGGGGGAUAUUUAUUCUUAGCACUCUGUUCUAACUUAAAGUGCAUUUUACUUUUUGUUUAAAUGUAAAUUAUGUUAUUACAAAAUUGUUAAUAAUAAUACUAUUAGAAACAGAUAAUAUAUGCUCAGAGUUUAAAAUUUAGGUGUAAGGGAUAUAUUGUGAAAGUCAGUUUCUCUCCUAUCCCUGUCUGCAGUCAAUCAGCCUAUCCAAAGACAACCAAUGUUAUCAUUUCUUCUGUAUCCUUCUUGAGAUUCUCUGUAAGUAUGUAAGCAUUUCUCUCUCUCAGUAUACGAAUAUAUGUGUGUAUAUGUACAUACAUAUGUAUAUAUACACACAUUUAUGCAUGUCAUUUUAAACAAAUGAAAACAUACCAAGCAUAAUGUUCUUUGCCUAACUUAAAAAAAUUAACAAUAUAUCUUGAAGAUUAUUCCAUAUCAUCCUUUUAAAACAAUUAUUUUGACCAGGCCCCACUAUUUACCUUUUUCUAAUAAAAAAAUAAGGCCAAAAUGAAUAUCUUGAUGCAUAUGAUGUUUCUGACACUGAGUACAUCUGAAGGAUAAGUUCCUACAACUGGAACUGCAGGAUUAAAGUGUAUGUGUGUUCUGGUAGACAUGCAGAAUUCUUCCCCGUAGAGGUUGUGCCACAUUUCACUUGUGGUUAGUGUAUGAGGGCUUACUUGACCCAAACAGUAAGUUCUCACGAGUGUCAGUGGUAUGUUAUUGAAGUUGCAACCUGUAUUUCUCAC